Molecule: messenger RNA, 2626 nt
Organism: Lytechinus pictus (painted urchin)
Lineage: Eukaryota; Metazoa; Echinodermata; Echinoidea; Temnopleuroida; Toxopneustidae
Product: peroxisomal sarcosine oxidase-like
Exons: 6
Coding region: 507-1799 (430 amino acids)
Molecular function (GO): sarcosine oxidase activity; flavin adenine dinucleotide binding
Source: RefSeq, a predicted model, not a curated record
GCGUAUACUAUGGCUUCAUGCGGUUGUGUGUUAUGAGACGGGCGGUGUGAUAAUACUACACGGUCAACAUUGAUAACAUUAUUUAAUAAACGAUGACUUUCGACAAACGCGGGGGGGGGGGGCUAACGGCCUAAAUCAGGAAAACUGAUAAAUGAUAAUAUAUUAACUCCAUAUCUGCAGAAAUACCAUGUCCUAAUACCGAACUGUGAUUUUUUUCCCGGACAAGACGGAGAUUUCAAAGACUUUAAAUGCAAGCAACAUUAAACGAAUUGUUUGAAAGUAACAAUAAACAAUAUUACUAGCACAGCAUUCUGAAUGAUACAUGUAUGUUCUGUCGAGAAACCCAGAGCAAUCUUCGUUUUACAUUUUAUCUGCUACAUCGGACCCCCAUGUACAAGGGAUCGCCGCACAUGCCAUGCGCAUGCUCAGAUGAUGUCCGUUUGUCACGUAUUCACCUCAAUAUAUUUUCACCAUGAUCUCUCAGGAAUGAAUAUAAAAUCCACACAAUGGCUACUGUGGUAAGAUCUAUGACAUCUGAUGAGAUCUAUGAUAUCUGUAUCAUCGGGGCUGGAUUGACCGGGUCAGCAGCAGCAAGAUGGACGUCGUCUCUGCAGAAGAACAUCAAAGUUUGUCUGAUUGGACCAAAUGAACCAAUGGAACACGAAUGGAAUGAUCCAUCUCGUUCGAUAUUCGGCGCUCACUACGACCAAGGCCGCAUCGUAAGCGAGGUCACUACGAGUCAAAGUACAAUGCACGAAUCUUGGAUGAUCCUUGCUAAUAGAUCCAUACGCAGCUACAAGGAGAUUGAGAAAGAAUCGGGAAUUCAUUUCUUUAACGAAGUCGGCACUGUAUUCAUCUCAUCUGAAAGGACUGUUGAUGAACUCUUGAAUAAAUGUCCCAAGAAGUUAAAACGUUUUGUAGGUAAUGAUCUGUCGAGUGCAAUACCGAGCUUCAAAACACUGGAUGACGAAAUGGCUGCCAUCUUUGAGAGUUCCCAUGCGGGUUAUAUCAAUCCACGGGCCUAUAUCGCCGCUAACAAACUAUUGGCAUCGAAAAAUGGAUGCGAGAUGAUCGAAGAUGUGGUUACUGAAGUGAGAGACAAUACAGACAACAGCGGGAAAGUCGAUGAAGGGGAAGAACUCGGCAGACGACACCAGAUAAUCAGAACGAAAAGCGGGUGUGUGAUUCGCGCCAAUCGCGUCCUCCUGUGCCCUGGAGCGUUUGCCAACACCGAACAUAUUCUCCCGAAUGGAGUGGAAAUCGACAUUUCGACGACCACGGAGACAUGUGUACUGGUGGAGGUCCAAGACAAGGACGUCGAGCGUCUGUCAUCUCUGCCAUGUUUUGGUUUGAAAAUGAAAGACAGGAGAGAUCGAAGGAAUUCCUAUUGCAUGCCUGCCGUUAAAUAUCCAGACGGUAAAUACUACAUGAAAGUUGGUCAUGGACUAGACUUGAAUCGACCUCUUGUGAGCAAUGAUGACGUCACGGCUUGGUAUAAACAGCAAGGGGAUAUUUCAUAUUCUUCUCAAGAUCUAGAGAGUCUUGUGUCGAGGCUUUUCACUUGUUUAAAAGACUUCCAACCAAAAUCAUUAAAGGUGAUACGGUGUGUGAUCACCUCUACGCCGACGGGGCGAUUCUACUGCGAUAUGGUGACGUCGAGUCACGGUGUGAUCGUCGGCGGCAACGGGCUCGGUGCGACCGUCGCAGACGAAGUCGGAAAGAUGGGCGCAUUGAUGAUAGCUAAGGGGUCAUGGGACCAUGAUCUACCGCCAGAGCUCUUUCAGCUGCGGUAUAAAUAACGUUGAUCAUUAACUUGCAUGGGCGGAAAUCUUUCCCCAAAGGUAGGGGGACCAAGGGCGGAUACAGGAUUUCCCCCGGAAAAUUUGACAAGCAAAAAAAAAAAAAAAAAGGUUGUCACCAAAAAUGUAAAUAUAUCAAUAUAUUUCGAAUUUCAAGGAUAGGAUCCGACAUGUGUUAUUUCGAUUUUUAAUGAUGUAUUUUUUCUAUUUAAAAGACCACAAAUAGUAGGGGGUACAUUUGAUAUUGUUUCCCCCCUCAUUCAAAAUGGUAGGGGGACGCGUCCCCCUGGGAUAUUCGCCCAUGUUAUUUUGAAUGAGUUGAAGCCACUACAUGAACAAUCAUAUCUGUUUAAGUUACUGUUACAGUAUUAGUAACCCGGAUCAAAAAUUGGAUAAACACUAUUUAAAAUACGAGGGUCCUGUCUUUUAAAGAGUUGUGAUAAGUCCAGUCAACUCUAACUAAAUGAAAAUCCAUCAUUGUCAUAAUUUACCCAACAAACACUUUGUACAAUGUCAUUUUGUAAACAAAAAGGAAGCACACUGAAUUGUCAAGAAAAUCAUGAUAAUGAUGAAUUCAUGAUUACACACCAUAUCUAUAAAAUAUUUGAACAAACAUGCAAUUCAGAUAUUGGUGUUGCUGGCUUUCCAUAGUUCGGGUUGACUGGAUCAAUCGCAGCUCUUUGUAAGACGGGGCCCAGACCAAGGUGUAUCUCGUUCGACCACUCUUAUUGAAUUAUCUAUGGUUCAAUGAAUUUGAUGUUUCCUUUUACUAAUUGUCGCAAGUAUAGAGAAAAUAUUUUGAAAUAAAUAUAUCAUUAUUUAUCAUA